Molecule: messenger RNA, 6606 nt
Organism: Centruroides sculpturatus (bark scorpion)
Lineage: Eukaryota; Metazoa; Arthropoda; Arachnida; Scorpiones; Buthidae
Exons: 11
Coding region: 1-6171 (2056 amino acids)
Molecular function (GO): nucleic acid binding
Source: RefSeq, a predicted model, not a curated record
AUGGUGCUCCGGCGACACUUUCAACAAUGUAGGGAUGAAGGCUUUCAGGCAACCAGGAAACUGGAGUUCCAGAGGGCCAAUGCUGAGUACAAGUACAAGUCAAACUGCCAAAAAGACCUCAUGACUCAGUUUCUGUCAGCAAGUAACGGUGUUGAAAUAUACACAGAUGACUCUAAAGACAGUAACUUAGUAGGUGCUGCGUACUGCAUCUUUCUGAUGGAGUGCAAGUUAUACUGUCAGUCAGUCAGAUUAAACGAGAAGGCAUCUGUGUUCCAGGUGGAACUGGUGGCCCUAGAGGAGGCAUCUCAGUGGAUCCUACAUCUGGAUCCAGAGCUGGACACGGUUUACUCAGAUAGCCAGUCGUUGCUUCAGGCCCGAGCGAUGGGUACCACAGAGACAAGUUGGUACAGGAAAUCAAAGAAAGUAAAUACUUGUCCAGUGGAUAGGUUACCUUUCAUGUUAAUUCUUGUGAGAGAAAAAUUGCAAGGAACUAUUGUUCGAAGGAUCCCAGCUAAUGGCUGGAAAUCAAUGAACUCAUGGUUAGAGCAACAAGAUGACGACGAUGAAAGUGAUUUAACAUAUUGUGAAGUGUGUGGACAAUGCAACCAAGAAGAUCGUCUUCUUUUGUGUGACAGUUGUGACUUAGGCUAUCACUGUGAAUGUUUGGACCCUCCAUUGGAGAAUAUUCCUGUUGGUGAAUGGUUCUGUCCAAACUGUGAUACAAGAGGUUUAGAUGAAUAUAAAAUAUCAUCAAAUGCAUGUAUUAAGUCAUCAUCAUCAAAUUUUACCAACAGAGAAAAAAAUAGGAAUGUGAGAAAGAACAAAAGAAAUCGCGUAUUUUUAAAUUUUCAUGUUAGGGAUCGUAGAACGCCACAAGUUAUUACUGAAGAAUCACCAUUAAUUACAUCUGUAACAAAAAGAAGAUUUGCUCAUCGUCUAGGUUUGCAAAGAACUGCUCAUGGUAUUCUUCAGAGCACUGGUUUAAAUUAUUCCACUUUUGCAGACACUGAACAGUUUCAAGAUGAAGAUGCUUCAUAUGAUAGCAGUAGCAGUGAUGAGACUUAUUUAUUCGAUAGUACUCAUGGUUGCACAUCGUAUAAUAAUAGACAAACUAUGCCACAUAUUAAUCCUUCUCCUGCAAAAUCUUCAUCAAGAUUAAGGAUCAGAGUGCCUUCACCUCAAGUCAGUCAUCAAAACAUUUUAAAUGAGAUUCUCCAAACACAAUCUUUGUUGCAUUCAAAUUCUCAAAACAUUAAAAUAGAGAAAGAUGGUUCUUUAACAUUGAAAUCUUCUGAAUAUACUCAACAAAGACCACAGAAUCCUUUGCAACAAUCUACUUCGACUGACAAAAGUAAAACUAUACCAUCUUGUUCAUCUGAAUCAUCUAGAUCUGAGUCAAGGCUUAAUCAAUGGUAUGGAACUUAUCAAGCAAAUAGAGACUCUGUCACAAAUGCAAGCCAUUCUGGAAACUGUUAUGAAGAUCAGCGAUCUGGACAUCAUUCAAGCAUUAUUUGUGGAGAUAAGAAGAAAGAAUAUCAUCAGUCUAUAAGAUCGAAAGAUGCAAAAUCUCAAAGUGAAGAUGAAGUAGAUAUUUAUAGUGAUAUAGAAUCUUUAGGAGAUGAUAUCAUUGAUGAUGAAAUAGAUGUUUCUACUAAUGAACAAUGUAGCAUUGCAAAUGUUUAUAGAUGUGAUUUACAACUUGAUAAUAUGGAGGAUGAUAGAGAUUCCAGUGAAAAUGAACUUAUAAUUGAUGAAGAUGCAAAAGAAGAAGAUAGUCAAAGUGUUGAAUGGAAUGAAGAUAACAGCAGAUGCAGCCCAGAAGAAGAAAAUAGUCAAAACGAUUUUAUAUUAAAACAAAAUAAAUUGAAAUUUGAAACAUCAGGAUGUAGUAACACCAAUAUUGAGAACUGUGAAUUUUCUAAAAUUACAAACUUUCCAUCCCAAAAUGUUUGUGAAGAUAAAAAUUAUGACUCCCCAAAUAGUGGAAAUGUUUCAUCAGAAGAGAUUUUGAAUGAUGAUGACGAUGAUGAAACAAUCAAUGAUGAUGAACCACUUGAAAAUAUGGAACAUGAAUAUGCUUCUUUGGAAGAUGAUGAUGAAAAAUCUAAUAAAAUUGAAACUGAAGAUAAUUUAUUAUUAAGUAAUGAUAAGACUCAGAAACCAGAUUUAGAAGUGAAUUUACCUUCAGUAAAUAAUGAAGAAAUUAAUAAAAUUAAUGAAGAAGAAAGUUUAUCUUCUAUAAGUAAUGAACAAAUCAGUGUGGAAGAUAGCUUGUCUUCUGUUACAAAUGAACAAAUUCAUAAACUGCAUGAAGAAGAUAGCUUAUCUGUAAGUGACGAAGUAACUGAGAAAAAGUUUUCUGAAGUAGAACAUCAGGACUUUGACAGAUUAAACAAAGUUGACUUUCUUCCAGAGAGUAAUAAUUUUUCAAAAAACUUAAAUAUUUUAACAAGAUGUGAAGAAAGUAGCCACUUAAUUGAUAGUAGGAUAGAUGAAAGUGAUGAAAGCAUCAGCAAUGGCGAUGACUAUUAUGCAAUCAAAAAAUGUUUAGACAUAAGUGACACAACAGAUAAUCAAGAUCUCAGUAAAAGAGAUUUGGAUGUUAAUCAAAGUGAUAGUUUAUCUGAAUUUAAUUCCUUUUGUAAAAGUCCUGAAAAUAACAAUCAAAGCACGGUUGUUAAUAAAAUAAAUAUUGAGGAUGGUGAAAAUGAAAGUCAGGAUGAUAAUAUAAAUAAUGUGAAAGAUAGUGAACUUGAUCGCAAAUUUAAAUCAGAGUUAGCCAAUUAUAAAAAUAAUGAAUCUUUCCUUAACUCUGAUGAAAAUAAAUGCUUGACAAUUAAUGAAAAACUCAGUAAGGAAAAUAUUGAGGAAAAUGAGAAUACCUCUAAAACCACAACACAUUCCAUUUUACCUGCAGAAGAUGUUGAAGAUAUUUCUGAAGAUGGAAGUGAUGAUACAAAAUUUAAAGAUGGGAGUGACGACUGGGAAAUUGAUCAAGUAUAUGAUGAAAAAAUGGAUGAUACUUCUCAUCAUUAUGAAGUGAGUGAAAAACAGUUUGAAGAAGUUGAAGAGAGAGUGGCAAAGCUGUUUGGAAGUGAGUACUCUGAACAAGUUCAAGAUAAAGAUAAACAGGAUGAUAUGAUUUAUCAUGGUAUAAAAGAUUAUACUGGAACAAAAUCUCAUUCAUAUGAAGAUGAAAGAGAAGAAGGAGAAAUUGUUGAAGAAGUGCCUAUCAUAACUCAUAGAAGUAGAAGUCGAAAGCUACACCAUAGAGAUUCAACCCAUCAAGAAGAAUUAGAAGAUUAUGGUGAUCAUGCUCCAAGAAUCAAUAUUUCUGAUUUACCAAGAAUUCCAAAGAUUAAGAGGGAAAAUAAAGCUGACAUCCCUGAAGAAACAAAUGUAGAUCCAAAAAGAACAAGUGUGCUGAGUAGAGUUGAUUCUGGAAACAUUAAUGAAAUCAGUUGGAAAAAGCUAUCAAGGAGUACAAGAGAAAGAAGUUAUAGAGAUGGACGACCUAAAGACAAUAAAUUAUUGUUUCGUGAAAGAGAAAUUAAACAGAAACUUAAAAAAGAUGAAGAAAAAUCUAAAAAAGAGGAGGACACAAGAAGAAAGGAUGAUAAAUAUAAAAGAUCAGAAAAUGAUAAGUGGAGAGAGAAAACAGACCAUGAACGUGUGAAAGACAGAAGGGAAAAGUCAAAAGAUAAUUCUCAUGAUAAGUCUGAAAAAAAAUUAGAAAGAGAAUGGAAGAUUGAUAAGUUUGACGAUAAAAAAGAAUUGAAAGAGAAAUUUUAUGAAAAGUCUUAUAGAGAUGAGAAAAAUCACAGAGAUAAACAUAAACACAAACAUAGAGAGAAUAAAGACCAUAAAAGUGAAAAAGAUAAGUUUCAAGAAAAACACACUCAUGUUCAUCAUUCUCGUGAAAGAGAACAUUCUAAACAGAAAGAUCGAAAAAGUAAAAAGACCGAUAUUGAUAAAAAAGAAAUUCGGAAAGAAAAAUCAGAGAAAUCCAUAGAUAAGAAAGGAAAUAAACAUGAAAAAAGACAUGACGAUGAAGGUCAUCUUUAUUACGAUCAUAGAAGAAAGGAUGGACUACCUUAUCCCGAAGUUACAGCAAUUGAAUCUAAAGAAAUAUAUGCAAAAGGUGAUAGUAUAAUCAUUAAUGUUAAUUUUAAUAGAAAUACAGACCAUGAUCAAAUUAAUGUAGAUGACAUCAAAAAUAUUCAAAAGGAUGUUAAAAAGACAAAGUUAAAAGAUAAAUAUUCAAUUGAUCAAAGAGCUGAUAAGUUAGAUAGCAAGCAUGGUAAGCAGAAACAUUUUUCAGAUUUAGAAGAAAGUGAAAUGAGUUUUAUGAAACAUCAAAAAAAUUAUGAAAGAAAGAAAUCAACAGAAAAAGUUCAUGUGGGAGAAAUGUUAUGGAAAGAAACUGAAGAGAAUAUACAAGCUCAAGAUAUCAGUAAGUGUAAUACUGAUUGUGAUGAUAGUAAUAAUUUAGAUAAUUUUGAAGGAAAUGGUUCUCCCAUUAGUGAUAUAUCUGAUCAAGAUCUGGAGAAAGAAUCAGAAUUAUGCAAUGAUGUAUUGUCACCAUACAAUGAUAAAAAUAUGUCUGCUAGUCCAGCAGUUUCAUAUGAAUCUCCGAAACAAAGAUCUCCUCUAUUUCCUUCUCCUCCAUCUCCAACUGAAAAUGAUAGUUAUGAUCCAUGUGUUCCUACCAGAAGUCCAUUUCUGCAACAAGAUUCUCCAUCCAUAAUAAAUAACUAUUCUGCUGAUAACAAACCUAAACCUCCACCUUCUCCUGAAUUACCACCACUUCCUCUUGAACCAGAACCAAUGGAUCAUUCACCUCAAGAUAAAGAUUCUAAAUUGAGUUGUUUAAUAGAUAAAGCAAACAUUAAAGAUAUGAAUUCUUCAGAUAUAAUUCCAGUUGCUACUCCAGUAUCCUGUAGUUCAUUAUGCCCUUCUCAAACACCUCAAUUUACAUUACCAAAUGUUAAAAUUCCACCUCCAAACUAUAUUCCUCAGUCGUCUAAUCUUGCAUCUAAUUCUACUGUACAUUCUCUCCUACCUAAUAUUCAAAAUUGGAAUGUUGGAAAUACUCACGUAUAUUCUCAUAAUAAUCAACCACUUAUGCAAGGAAAUUUUAUUCCACCACAUUUAUCUCAAGGAAAUGUUGUGCCUGCUGGUACAAUAAUUCCACCAUCUAUGAAUAGACUUGUUCCGGCUCAACAUGUACAUUCAACCAGUCAGGUUAUGACUCAAUUUAUGCCAACAAUUCCCAAUAUUCGAGUACCACCACCCAUUAAUGCACAAAUUGCAGUAAAUCUUAAUCAGCAGUCACAUUUGAUUCAUCCAUUCCUUCCAAAUCAAGUACACCUUUCUGAAGGACAGCUACCACCAAGUGUAUCAUCUAGUGCUAAAAAAUCAACACCUGAUGUCACAGAAGUUGUCGAUAUGGAAGUAGAUUCACCAUAUAAUUCUCCCACUGUGAUCAAAACUAAUUUACAGCCUUCUCCUACAAAAAACAAAUUUGAUAUGCUAGCAUCUAGUUCUAAAACUCGUUCUCAGUUGCCAUCAGCUGAGAAAAGACAUCAUGAUAAAAUGAAAAUUUUAACUGAAAAAGUCAAGCAAUCUCAUUUGCUUUCUAAAACUGUUAUUAAUGCUUUAGAUAGAAUAAAUAAAAAAAUAGCAAAUAAGUUAGAAGCAUCUGGGAGCAAUGCCAAACGAUCUAAACUGGUUAACAGAUCUGAAACUACGAAAGUUAGGCAUAGUAGAUUAGAAACAACUAAAUCAAGUGCUCCCCCCAAGAAAGAUUCGAAAUCAUCUGAGAAGAAAGAAAUAAUGAUCAGAAUGGAUGAGUCACAAUUGACUAUACUUGAAGAUUUGCCUAGUAGUGCUGUAGAGAUGCAAGUUAAAGAAAAAUUUUUAAAGAAAUUAAACCGACAGGAAAGAGUUGUUGAAGAAGUAAAACUUGCUUUGAAACCUUAUUAUAGCAGGCGAGAAAUAGAUAAAGAAGAAUAUAAAGAAAUAAUGAGAAAAUCAGUACCAAAGGUUUGUCAUAACAGAUCUGGUGAUAUAAAUCCUGUAAAAAUUAAAACAUUAAUUGAGGGAUACAUAAAGAAAUUCAAACAUCAGCAGAAGAAGAGUGGAAAACUGCAGAAAACAAAGAUAUCGUGAUUUUUCUAAUUUGUUUUUCGUUUUUUAGUCGCGUAUAAUUCUGGCAAGACGCCUGUCCUGGGUUCGACCGCCCGCCCAGGAAUCAGUUUUUCCAAAACACUUGACAUCAAGUUAUUGUCAUUCUUGAAAGGACAGUUACUCAAAAUGAGAUUCUAUACUACUAUUACGUUAAGUAGAAAUCAAUGUAUAAAAAAAACAAGGGGAAUGAAGAUUUAUGGAUAAUCAAGAUGUGUAAAAUAAUCGUGGUGUUGUAUUUUAUCUAUAACAUAGUUUAGAAUUGUGCAAACCUUUUUUUUGGUCUCACUAUUGUGAUUAAAAGUAUCUAUCAAUCAAUCUAUUUAAAUUCCAGUUGCACAAGACAGGAAUGCUCUGGCUUUUACUUAAGAAGUAUUGUAAAGAAAAAUAGUGAAUAAAGUUAAAUUUAUUUUUUUGGUA